Klebsormidium nitens is the source of this 1941-nucleotide messenger RNA. The record is from the annotation of a GenBank genome assembly. Lineage: Eukaryota; Viridiplantae; Streptophyta; Klebsormidiophyceae; Klebsormidiales; Klebsormidiaceae.
AUGCGGAUGAGACAAGUUCAGGGUGAUGGGAACGAGCUUGUGGGGCCUUCUCUACCGCGUCACGAGCCCGAUUCCAGCCCUAAGUGCAGCGCGAAGCACAGGUCGAAAACGCUGCUCAAUCGUGUGGAAGCCCCAGAAGAAGACGACUGCCCUGGAGAGGAAGUCAGCAGUCCUUUGCAGCCCCCCCCGAUGGCAAAGCAGUGGCAGAAGCCGCCGCACGUGCUCAGAAAGCUCAGGGAAAGUGCCAAGAUGCUGGAGGAAGAACCAGCAUGUGUUCGCCUGAUGGGGCCCCUGGGUCGAGAUGCUGAGGGUGAGGCCGAAGCUAGUGACUCCCUGGACGAAGAAAAGAAGGGAGUACAAGAAGGGCAAACGGGUGCGCGAGCUGUUGCUUCGAACUGUGGCAGGACAGGCGGGGUGAAGAGCACUAAUUUCGAGAGACCAGCUCGAAGCCGUGGAAGCCUGGCAACGUCCUGCAGCGGGAUGCCUGGGCUGGAACGGCUGGACUGGCUUGCAUCCGUUGCGACAGAGUGCAGAUCCCCAUCGGACCAGCCAAAUCAUGAUGCCGGAAAGAUUCUGCGCAAGCCAAGGACCCCGGUCUCCUUCCAAACGUGCAAGGCCUCGACGCUUUCUACCUCCCAGACCUUGGAUUCCAUCCAAGAAGACUUUCCUAAAGUCGCCAGAGGAGAGCAAGAAGCCACCAGCCCGCGCAGGAAAGCUCUGCCCCUGAAGAAGCGUCCUCACAAAGAAUCGAGCUCAGGCCUGGCAGCAGAGAUCUUCAGUCCACGCCCCGUCAAGUCGCCUCUGCAGUCACUCAACGCAUGUGAGGGGAACAAGCAGAGGUCUCUCGAGCAGGAGACACCUUGUGCUGCUGCGGAGAAGAAGCGGAAGUUGGACACAGACAGCGUCACGCAGGUCAAGUCCCCACGUGGUCUGCUGAGGUCACCAAAGGGUCGGUUCGUCUCAAAGAAAGAAACCGUGAACCCUGAGGAAGGGGAGCGCGACGAUAAGAGCGAGCUUCAGAAAGUGAAGAGGGCUGCUGAGCUGGCACUGCGCGUGCCGCCUGAGCCAAAGAAGCCGAAGCUCGAAGUGGAAGGGGUCGCCGUCAAGAAGAGGGGGAGGCCGCCAAAGCACGCCCGCGAGGGCACAAAAAACAAGGAGAAGCGAGAAGGCAAGAGGGACAAGAAGGCCAAGCGAAGCGCCGGAAAUGUGAAGGUGUCCAAGAAGAAGCAGGCGGUGCGGGUCCUUGUGAAAGGAAAGGGGAAGGCAGACGAGAAGAAGAAGAGCCACAAGAAGAAGCCGACGGGAGGAGGGCCAAAGGAGAAGGGAACGUCGGGCAAGAGAAAGGCGAAAGUGCAAGAGAAGGCUGAGAAGAAGGAGGGUACGAAGGGACUGAAGCUGAAGAAGGGCAAUAAGCUGGAGGAGAAGAAGCGAGCUGGGGCGUUCAAGGUGGCCCCAAAGACCAGCAAGGCAGCAGCAACUCCUGACAGCAGCCCCAUCGCAUCUCAGAGCGCGACUCUGGAAGCAUGCCUGGGCGACAAGAGAGUUCAUCCUUCCGGGGGCAAAGAGACUCGCAUCCAGAAGUUCGCGCGCUACAUCUUGAACUACAUCGGCCGGGAGCGGACGCCUGAGAGCGUGAUCCGCAAGGAGAUGGGGAACACGCCCGACACCAGCAAAGCGCUCAGAAUGCUGGUCAGCGACAAGAAAGUCAACAGACGUGGCACUGGGGGCCGCCCUGAUCCAUUUAUCUACAAGAUUACGAAGAAGGGCCUGACGCACCUGGAAGCUGUGCACGCGGCAUUUGGAUCGAUGCCCACCCAGACGUACCAUCCUUCUGCAGCUGCAACCCCGAGACCCCCACCGGCCGCUGACGUUCCAGAGACGCCAACAGGAGCUGCUCACCAUGCCCCCAGGCUCGUCUCUCCAGGGAGCCAAGAACCGUAG